This is a messenger RNA of Blepharisma stoltei, 2141 nucleotides long. The record is from the annotation of a GenBank genome assembly. NCBI's taxonomy places the organism in Eukaryota, Ciliophora, Heterotrichea, Heterotrichida, Blepharismidae.
AUGAAUGACCGACUCAAAGAAGCACUUAAAAGAAUUGAAGAUCACGAGAUCAGGUUGACAAAGCAGGAAGAAAAAGUUAUUGAUUUUGAUAAAAUAAGCGAUAUAUCUAUUUGUGAUAAAAUGAAAGGCUGUGAUGAAUUUGAAAAGUUUAAAAGUGAUGUGAUGAAGGACUGUGAAAUGAAGUGGAAUGAUAUUGAGAAAAAAGAAAAAAAUAAAUGCAAGUUGCUAGAAGAAUUAGGAGUUGAAGUAGAAAAUUUCAGAGAAAAUUUGAAAGAUAUGGAUGCAAAAGUGGAUAAGGUUGAUAUCGAUGUGAAAAAUCAAUUGAAUGCCUUUAGAUUGAACUUAAUAUCAAAGAAUGAGCUGAAAGAUAUAAGGGAAUUAUUUAAGUCAACAAAAGAUCAACUUCAGAAUCUUACUGUAGAGUGCUCUUCUAUAAAUGAAUUAGCUGAAAAAAUUAGUAAAACUGAUAAAAAAUGUGAUAAAACUAUUAACUCCCCCCCCCCCCUCCGUGAGCGAACAAAACCAUUAGAAAAAUCGCCAUUUUUUGACCAAAAAACCCACCCUCCGUGAGUGAACAAAAAUUUUUUUAAAUAGAAAAAAUUUUAAUGGAAAAAAAUUUUGAUAUAUAAGUGAUAAUUAGUAUAAUGAAAUCUAGAGCUAAUUCUGUUUAAUUUUAAACAAAUUGCGUUUUAAACAUAAAUUUUGCAAAUUAAAUUAAUAUUUGCUUCCCAAUUUUUUGCAAAUUAGGAUUUUUUUUAAAUUUCGAAAAAAUAUUUUUUAUAAAAUUUAUAUAUAAAUUUUUUUUUUAAAAAAAAAAAAUAACCCCCCUCCGUGAGCGAACAAAAUUUUUUUGUUCGCUCACGGAGGGGGGGGGGGAGUAAGCAGUUUUCAAAGAUAAAUUUAGUGCAAGAAGAGUUCAAUGUAAAAUUGAAAUCUCUACAAGAUUCACUAACUGCCCAUAAUAGCGAAAUCAAUAAGACAAGUGUUUAUUUCCAAAAGCUUCAAAAAGAACUAUUUUCAAGACUUGGCAAUAUCGAGUCCAAAAUAAUCGAUUUCGAGUCUUACAUAACUUAGAUUAUCGAUUAGCUCCCCACCAGCCAUAAUGCCUUUUCGCACCCGUUUGAUGGUCAGGCUGCCAACUAAGAUGAAACUAUAACCCAGGGGUGCAGCUCAUGUAUAGCGCUGGGGAAAUGCCCGAUCGGCCAAGCGACCACUUCUAGCCUUGCUGUGCUAUCCCUUUCCAGCUUCCAAGUUCCAUCUCUCAACGAAGCAAAAAAUUAAUCUGAAGUUGAGCUCUAGGUCUAUCAGCACGAUGCUGCUAUCCCACCAAGUCAACAAAUACCUGGCCGAGCACACUCAUCACAUGCUGCUCUCCAUUGAGCGAGGUUGCCAGACUUGCGUAUGGCUACAGACGCUAAGAAGGGGCAGAUUACUGAUUCUUCACGCUAUUUAUGUAUAUCGAUUUCGAGUCAAAUAGACACGAAAUUAGCAUUUUAGCUGAAAAUUUUGAAAAAAGAUUCACUAUUUCAGAUGAGAAAAUCUCCAACAAAUUCAAUGACUUUGAGCAGUUUAUUUCCUCGUUAAAAUCAACAGAAACGAACUUAGAAACUCGUCUUCAAGUACUCGAGGCAGGAAAAGCACAAAUAGAUGAGCUGAGGGAAGAAUUGUCAAAAACUCUUAAACAGUUCCAUAUAAAUGAUGAUAGUGGAGAAGAAUUAAAUAUCUUGAAAACAGAAAGAGAAUCCAACUUAAAGCGAAGUUCAAUAAAAGAUCCCUUUUCACCUGAUAUAUCAUUUAGUAAUGGCGAUAGCCAAGUAAUGAGCGAAAGACUUGACAAAAUUGAAAAAAUAAUUAUUCAUAAAAGAGCCAUUCAAUCUUCUUUUCAAUCUCCAACAGCCACACUUCGACCACAUUUCAGAUCUCCAAAGCAAGAUGAGUUAUCUGAAUAUUUGCCAGGUGAAGCAGAAAGUUUAGUGAUGCAUGCAAUUUUACAAAAUACAAACAGGGAAAAAUUUUAUGAUAAUGAGCAGUUUAAAUUAAAAUCAUCAAGCCUGUCAAGCUUUUCUCCAAGGGCAACUGAUCGUUUUCCAAGUCUUGAGCUGAAAGAAAGCCUAAGAAUAAGAGGGUUUAAUAUAAGGUAA